AUGGCGUCUUCCAAGUCACAGCAGUUCUUUCAUACAUCAGGCGCGACGGACUCAGUCUGGGUGCAUCAAGAUCCCGUCUCCAAUCGGCCAUCUUUCUCCAAGCUCAACCAAGACAUUGAAACCGACGUUUGUGUCAUCGGGGCUGGAAUUGGCGGUAUUUCUACAGCCUAUGAGCUCGUCACUCGCGGUCGCGAAGUCGUUCUUCUUGAGGCUCGUCAGGUUCUCUCCGGAGAGACAGGUCGCACUAGUGGCCAUUUGACCAACGAUCUUGAUGAUGGGUAUACUGAGAUUGCGAAGAAGCAUGGUGAUGAAGGCGCCAAAGUUGCAGCUGAAAGCCAUGCUUGGGGACGAGAUCGCGUCGGAGAAAUUUCGAAGGUGCUCGGUAUUGAGUGCGAGUAUCGCAAACUCCCGGCAUAUGAGGUUUCUCAGUAUUCCACCAAGGAUGCGAAGGAGCAUGAAGAUGAGAUGAAUGAUCUUCGCAAGGAAGAAGCUGCUCAGCGAAAGUUUGGCAUUGACGCUAGAUUUGAUGAAUCGCUGACUGUUCGUGGCUGGGACGGAGCAAUCGACCAACGCGGCGGACUCAUCGUCAAAGACCAAGCAACAUUCCAUCCAACAAAGUAUCUCAACGGCAUCCUCAAAUGGCUCACAACCCAGCCCAACUUCCGCUGCUUCGACGAAACACGUGUCAUGUCCGUUGAAGAGAAAGGCAUUGAGAUUCUCGGCAUUGGCAACAAAUCCGUCAACGUGUCAACAACAGAUGGCUAUACCGUCAAAUGCAACAACGCCGUCGAAGCAACUUGCGUUCCCCUCCAGAAGCUCAGCGUCAUCGCUCAGAUGGAGUUUAUGCGGUCCUACUGCAUUGCUGCGCGUGUACCCAAGGGCGCUAUUGAGGAUUGUCUUUUGUAUGAUCAGGCGGAGGAGUAUAAGUAUAUUCGACUGACGGCUUGUGAUGAUGAGCAUGAUUAUCUUGUUGUUGGAGGCUGUGACCACAAGGUUGGACAGGAGGAUACGACUACUGAGUUUGGUGAGCUUGAGGAAUGGACGCGUGAGAGGUUUUCACAGGUCAAGUCUGUUGAUUAUCGCUGGAGUGGACAGAUCUUUGAACCUGUGGAUUUCAUGCAGUUCAUUGGUAAGAACCAGGGCAACGAUCACAUUUACAUCAUCACUGGGGAUUCGGGAGAUGGUUUGACGCAUGGAGUUUUGGCUGGGCGAUUGAUCGCAGACGAAAUCGACGGUAUCAAGAACCCAUGGGCAGACGUAUACUCCCCAAAGCGUAUCGCUUCAAUGGUCAAGUCCCUCCCCAGCAUGAUCGCACACGACGUCCAAAUCAACGCGCAAUACAAGCGCUUCCUACAGUCCGACAUCACAGACAUUGAAGAUCUCGGCCGUGGAAUGGGCGGAGUUUUAAACAAGGCCGGGUCAAAGCCCAUCGCGGUGUACAAAGACGAAGAGGGUAACGUCAAGCAGUACAGCGCUUUGUGUCCUCAUAUGAAGGGCGUUGUGUGCUGGAACAGUACUGAGAAGAGCUUUGACUGUCCUGUUCAUGGAAGCCGAUUUUCACGAGAGGGUAUUUGUGUUAUGGGGCCUGCGAAGGGAAACCUGCCGCCUGUUGAUGAGGCUGGAAAGGCUGAUCAGGAAACUGUCGCUGGUAGCUAGAUAUUGGCCAAAUGUAAUCAACAAUCGACGAUGUUGUUAUGUAAUUGAGAUUGCUGAAGUAUCCGCGUAUGCGAAUGAAACGAGUGUGUGUAUUACGUGCUCAACCGCUGCGACGUUAUACGCGUACACAUCAUCAGUCCAUCAAAAGGCGACAUCCUCCACGCGUC
Molecule: messenger RNA, 1823 nt
Organism: Fusarium redolens
Lineage: Eukaryota; Fungi; Ascomycota; Sordariomycetes; Hypocreales; Nectriaceae
Product: FAD dependent oxidoreductase-domain-containing protein
Exons: 3
Coding region: 1-1656 (551 amino acids)
Cellular component (GO): cytoplasm
Molecular function (GO): 2 iron, 2 sulfur cluster binding; oxidoreductase activity
Source: RefSeq, a predicted model, not a curated record